AUGCCUAAGAGAAAGUCACUCACUGGCAGUAAAGAGCGCAAGAGGGAUGCUAUGAGGAAGAGGCAAAAGAGACUUCAGUCCUGCCCUGAUCCUCCAUUAGAAGAAACACUGACAGUGGAUGCAGCUGCUCCUGGUUCAGAGUGUGGCUCUAUAGGGUUGCCACCUACUUCGCUAAAACCCUUGGCCAGGGUGCAGGCCUCUCCUAGUGAGAAAAUGCACUCAGCCCCGAGGUUGUCACCUCCUCGGGGAAGUCGUCUGAUUGUCCCAAAGGACAAGGUAGCAUCCCCUGACUCCCCAGCGUGGGUUUGUACUCCACCGAGAGUACCUGAAUCGGACAUUUGGAUGAUGUCUGGUUCAGCAGGUCAGGCGCAGCUGAUACCUCCCAAGGGGGAAGAGGUCAGCAGGGCUUUAAAAAAAGAUGUAAGGCACAGAGAGGAAAACAAAGGAAAUAUAGAGGAAAACAAAGGCAAUAUAGAGGAAAACAAAGGUUCAUUUCAUCAAGGAGAUCCAAUGUUUGGUGAAAAUGCUGGAACUCAGUGUGUAGCUAACUCUUUAACAGCACUGGCAUAUCAUCAACUGAAGAAUUGUGAACAAUGGCAAUCAGCAGAUAUGAACAAAAUAUUGGCAACAGGAGAUGAGUUGUAUUCAUAUCUACAGUGUAGUUCUACAAUUGCAAGCAGAUACCUUUUAGUAAGUGAGUUGCCUCAGUUUUUCGAAUGCUUUGGUAGACUGUAUGAGUUUAAAGCAAAUGAGUCUUUACCAAGUCUGAUAAACUUAGCAAAUGUAGUACUGGAUUAUGCUGACUUCAAUGCUCACGAAUUGUUAGAGGCACUUCAAAUUGCCCUUGAUGAUAGUGAUGGGUGUUUUGUUUGUUUUGGCGGAAAUACAUUUUUGAUUGGGAAAUCUCACAAUAAUUUUUUCACAUUUGAUUCCCACUCAAGGUCUUCUGCAGGAUUUCAAAGUGUAAACGGUAGAAGUACACGAGUUUUGUACGAAUCCGUUCAAGAUUUAUGCAAUCAUAUUUUGUCUUUAGCUAAGUCAAUGGGUUAUACUGAAGCAAUUGAGUGUGAAAUAACUGGAGUGCAAUGUUCAGCUAGACAGCUUUCAUUGGAAAAGGAGGAAGGCAUCAAUAAAGAAUCACAAUUCAGUGAUGCAGAGAAAGAAGUGAACGAUUUUGCCAACUUUGAAUGUACUAGUAGUUCUAGUGUACAAAAUGAUGAUGAGGUAGAAUUUGUUGGGAGUGAGAACCAUCAGAUAAGAUUUUUACCACUUUCUAGUGAUCAAAAGAAAACACACUGUGAAAUCUUGGGAAUACCAUUUUCAGUGAAUGAGUGUGAAAAUCAACAUCAGUAUGGACAGGAAAUUACAGUACCAAUGAGCACUGUACUAGUUGAGCCAGAUGGAAAUUGUUUCUUUCGUGCAAUCUCAUUCUGUUUGACGGGAAAGCAAGACUACCAUCAGACAAUACGUUUAGCAAUAUGCAAUCACAUCUUGGAAAAUGGUUUACUUUUCACACCAUUCUUAAGGCCAGGUGUACAUUCUGUAGAAAACCACAUUUCCUUGUCAGGCAUGCUCAGGGAUGGAAUAUGGGCAACUGAAGUAGAGAUUCUAGCACUAUCUCAUUUACUGAGAACUGAAAUUCAUACAUACUCACAGAACAGAUGGGUUACUUAUUCUGGACAAAUGGUGAAUUCAGAAGAAAUCAUGGUCUCACUCGGGGGCAUUUAUUUAGAUCAUGUAAAUCAGAGUCAUUAUAAUGUUGUGACAUCUGUUACUUCAGUGACCUCAUUACAGAAUUUAUUGAGCUUCACAGAAAAUGAGAGGAAAAUUACAGAUAGAAACCAGAAGAGGAAACGGCAAGAAUCAGUUUCCUUUGAGAAUGAAAGAUACAAACUUCAGAUGUCUGAUGAAAGUGCUAAAGAAAGAAAAUUGUGUAGGAUGAACAUGAAUGUUAAAAGAUAUAAAACAAACAAGCUUCACAAAGAGGAGGUCAAAGAAAGAAGCAGACAGAAGUACAAAACAAACCUGUCACAUAGAGAAGAAGUUAAACAAAGAAGCAGACAGAAAUAUGAAACAAACCAGACCCACAAAGAAGAAGUCAAUCAAAGAGGCAGACAGAAAUAUAAGACAAACCAGACCCACAAAGAGGAAGUCAAACAAAGGAGCAGACAGAAGUAUGAAACAAACCAGACACACAAAGAGGAAGUCAAACAAAGGAGCAGACAGAAGUAUGAAACAAACCAGACACACAAAGAGGAAGUCAAACAAAGGAGCAGACAGAAAUAUAAAACAAACCAGGCCCACAAAGAGGAAGUCAAACAAAGAGGCAGACAGAAAUAUAAAACAAAUCAGACCUACAAAGAGGAAAGCAAACAAAGAAGCAGACAGAAGUAUAAAACAAACAAACAGCAUCAAAAGAAGGUUAUAGCUGCUAGUAAGGCCAGAUAUCAUUCUAGUGCAGAAACAAAGAUAAAGAGUAAGAAAUCAGUACAAAAACAAAGAAAAGCACUGCAUGAAAUGCUCAAAGACAUUGAUGAAGUAGUGAAAUCAUUUAAAGAUUGUGUUAGACAUGGACCAGAAUAUGUAUGUUGCUGCUGCCAUCGCCUUUUGUUUGAAAACCAAGUACAAGGAUGCUCGCUUGAUAUGUAUGAAAAUAAUAUAAAGGCUGCUCAUGUUGCAGAUUUAUGCAUUGAUAAGAAGUAUGUUCAUAGUUGUACAUCUGUAUGUGCUCAUAAUUGUCCCAAAUCAAGAACAUGGAUUUGUUUCACGUGCCAUAGGAAAAUUCUUACUGGAAAUGUUCCUGCUGAAGCAGCUUUCAACAAAUUGUGCUUGGAAGAUAUUCCACCAGAGCUCAAUAGCUUGAAUUCUUUAGAACAACACCUUAUUGCUCUUCAUAUACCUUUCAUGAAAGUAACAAUGCUUCCAAAAGGUGGCCAACAAAACAUACAUGGACCUGUCGUUUGUGUGCCAUCGAACAUAAAGAAAACAAGCAGUUUACCUCUAAAUGGAAAUGAAAAUCUCUUGUUACGAGUUAAACUAAAACGAAAGUUGUCCUACAAGGGAUAUUAUGAAUACCAGUUCGUAAACCCAAAUCAUGUUAAAACGGCUCUCAACUACCUGAAAGAAAACAAUCAGUGGUAUCAUGAUGUUGAAAUCAACACAACAUGGGAAAAUGAUAAUGACCAAAAUACCUUAUUCAAUCAGCCAGAAUCUUUUGACAGUGAAGAAAUAAGUGAAGAACAGAACAAUGCCAUGCAAGAAGUUGCCACAGAUACUUGUUUACAGCCUGUAGAUAUUGCGCAAGAAGUUCUAGAUCACUACUUUGAUGAUGUUUAUAAUCUUGCUCCGGGUGAAGGACAGAAUCCAGUAAGAAUGUUGCAAGAGGAGGGCAAUGAAGCAAAGACAUUUCCUUAUUUAUUUCCAACAGGAAAAUAUUCUUGGAACGAAAGUCGAGAUGUAAGGAUAACCCUUUCUCGAUAUUUUAACAACAGGCUGAUGAAUGCAGAUAACAGAUUCGCGAAGGAUACAAAUUACAUUUUCUUUUGUCAAUACCUAUCUGAAUUGAACCAGGUUAUUGAGAAAACACAAAUUUCAAUUCGCAAAUCUGUAUCGAAACUUGAUGGAGGACCAGUCACAACAGAAAUGUUGCAGAAUCCUGCUGUACUUGCAAAGCUGCUCAGGAGUGAUGAGGCUAUCCGAUUUAUGCAACCAAUAAGAGGAACACCUGCAUAUUGGUCAUGUGCACAAAAAGAUCUUUUUGCUAUGCUUCGACAACUUGGAAUUCCUACAUGGUUCUGUUCUUUCUCUGCAGCAGAAUACAGGUGGAAUGAAAUACUGGGUACAAUUAUGCUACAUAUGGAUGACAAUAGAAAUCCCUCUGAUCUAGAUUGGUCUGAGAAAAGUGAAAUUCUGAGAAGCAACCCUGUAACUGUUGCAAGAAUGUUUGAACAUAGGUUCCAUGUUUUCCAAAAUAAUGUAAUAAUGUCACCAGCAAAACCCAUAGGGAAUAUUGUAGAUUACUUCGUAAGGGUUGAGUUUCAGCAGAGGGGUUCUCCUCAUAUGCACUGCUUAUAUUGGGUUGAGAAUGCUCCAAAAUUAGAUGAAGAUAGUGAGGAGACUGUUUGUGACUUCAUUGAUAGGCAUGUUACAUGUGCUCUACCACCAGAAGACACUGACCAAGAACUUAGACAAAUUGUUUUGGAUGUACAACAGCACAGCAAAGGACACUCAAAAUCAUGUAGGAAAAAAGGAACAGAAUGUAGGUUCAAUUUUCCAAGGCCGCCCACAGAAAGCACAUUCAUUUCAAGACAGUUGGAACAAAAUAUGGAUGAUUCCAGCAAUGCGUUAGGUAGUGCGCAGGCAAAGGAGAUUCUGUUAAAGGUCUGGAAUGAAGUAAUGGAUGAUGCUAAUGCAUGUAAAACAACAGAGGAGAUAUUCAACAAUAUAAACCUUUCACAGGAUUUAUAUGAAAGAGCACACAAAGUAUUGACCUCUAAAACAACAACAAUUUUGAAACGAAAUCCAACAGAAAUGUGGACAAAUCAAUACAAUCCAUGCUUGCUCAAAAGCUGGGAUGCCAACAUGGACAUUCAGUAUGUAUUGGACCCUUUCAGCUGCAUAGUAUAUAUCAUAUCAUAUAUUUCAAAGUCUGAAAGGGAAAUGGGAAUGCUACUGAAGCAAACACAAAUAGAAGCAGCAGAGGGAAAUUUGAGUGCACAUGAUACCAUCAAGAGGGUAGGAUCAGCUUAUCUAAAUCACAGAGAGGUCAGUGCACAAGAAGCAGUAUACAGGGUGUGCAAUCUUAGGAUGAAAGAGAGUUCAAGAAAAGUCAUUUUCAUUCCUGUGGGGGAAAAUCCAACUCGUCUGAGUAAGCCUCUUGCACAAAUAAAAAAGAACAAGCAAGUUGAGAUUGGUGAACAUGAUUUGAUUGCAGAUGACAAUGAUGAUGAAGAAGAAAAUAGUAUGUGGAUGACAAAUAUUGUGGAAAGGUAUGAAAACCGUCCUGAGUUAAAUCUUUUCCAUAAAAUGUGUCUUGCUGAAUUCUGUUCAGAGUACAGAGUGCUCAGUAAAUCUCAGAUUCCUAAGAGCAAAAAAGAAGGUGUGUAUGAAUUGAGAAAUGGAAAGGGUUUCAUUCAAAAGAGAAGUAGAGGCAAACCUGCUGUUAUACGAUAUCCAAGAUUCCAUCGAGAUAACGCACCUGAGAAAUAUUAUCAGUGUCUGCUACAACUUUUCCUUCCGCAUUGGAAUCUGAAUCAAUUGAAACCAGCUGGUUUUGAUUUGUACCAGACAUUUUACGAGAAUGGACACGUAAAAGUGAAACCAAACUCAGACUUAGAAAGAGUCAAAAACAUAGUGGAUAGUAACCAUGCUUACUUCUCAAGAAAUGAGGAUGAUAUUGAAAAUGCUCAGGAUGCAUUUGAAAUGUUUGGUGAACCAGAGGACGCUUGGGCCAGUUUAUGUCCAGAAUCUGAAUUAAGUCGAAGAGAAUGUUUGAAUGAAAAAUUAAGAACAAAUGAUCAGGAGAAUACAGAAUCAGAGGUCACACACGAAAUUGAGAGUAGUAAUUCUGAAGAUGCCAUUUUUCAUUUAAGGGAAACUCAAACCACCAGAAAAGAGAUGCUUCCUUUACUGUGUAGUUUAAAUGACAAACAGAAGCUGAUUUUUUAUUCUGUUCAUGAGUGGUGUGUCAAGAAAAUGUCUGGAGAGCAUGUAAAACCUAUGCACAUUUUCAUAACUGGAGGAGCAGGGACAGGAAAAAGCCAUCUCAUUAAGACAAUACACUACGAAGCAUCUCGUCUCUUUGAAAAAAAGCUGCCUUCCCCAAAUUCAUUAUCUGUGGUUCUCGCAGCUUUUACAGGAACAGCAGCAUUCAAUAUUGGAGGAAAUACCAUUCAUCAUGUGUUUUCUUUAACCAAAGCUUUACCACUUCCUUAUCAACCCUUGAAGGAACAAAGUUUGAGUGGGAUAAGAACAAGAUUAGAACAUUUGCAGAUUUUGGUCAUAGAUGAGGUUUCCAUGGUCUACAAAAGAUUGUUGUAUUACAUUCAUGAACGACUUGUCCAAAUCAAAAAAUGUAAAGAACCAUUUGGUGGCGUAUCUGUGAUAGCAGUUGGAGAUUUUUAUCAGCUUCCACCUGUUAAACAACGAAAAGAUGAGAGAUUGUAUAAAGAAAAUGGUUCAUAUCCAAUUGACUACUGGCUAGAUCUUUUUAAAGUUGUAGAGUUGGACGAAAUAAUGCGACAACGUGAAGAUAAAGCAUUUGCAACUGUUCUGAAUUCACUGCGUGUUCGUACAUGUGAAGAAGCCAUAUCAGAUGAAGCAUUGAAGACACUGCAAGAGUGCAUUAGAGAUGGACCAGAUGAUGUUCUUCAUGUUUAUUCAACAAACCAAGAGGCAAAUGAAUACAAUCUUAAAAUGUUGCAUGGCAGUUGUGAAGAAUUAAUAGAAGUGCAUGCUGAUGAUUAUCAGAAAGACAAGACAACAGGGAAAUUGACUUUACGUGACAAACCUUUGGUUAGUACCCGAGUUGAUGGCCUCUCUGCUUCGUUACUUUUGGCUGUGAAUGCAAGAGUAAUGUUAACUCGAAAUGUAAGUGUUGAGGAUGGACUAGUGAAUGGUGCAAUGGGAUAUAUUUCAAACUUUGUGUUUAAGAAAAAACAACCUGCACAUGCAGUAGAAGUUGUUGAAGUCAUUUUUGAUAGUUCAAGCAUUGGUAAGAUACAAGGGAAGACAACACCCAAAGGAAAUAUUGUCCCAAUUAAAAGAGUGGAGGAAGAGCUAAAUGAGAAGAAUGUAAAGAGUAUCGUCAGACAUCAAUUUCCACUGAAACUGUCAUGGGCAUGUACAGCACAUAAAGUUCAAGGCAUGACUGCCAAGAGUGUUGUUGUGAAUUUAGAUCGGACUUUCUCUCCUGGUCAAGCAUAUGUAGCUAUUAGCCGAGUUACUUCAAAGGAUGGUCUAUUCAUUGAGACCAAUGAUGAAAGUGUUCUGCAGAAAAAAAUUUAUGCCGAUUUAGACGUGAAAUUAGCACUUAAUUCUAUGGAGAAAUACAUGUUAGAUGAAGACAGGACAUGCAAUGUAGCAGAGUUUGGAAAUUACAAAACAAUUUUUUUGUUUAAUAUACAAAGUUUGAGAGGGCACUUUCAGGAGAUGACUUGUGACAAGAGAUUACUAAAAGCUGAUUUUGUAUGUUUAACAGAAACAUGGUUAAAAGAACAUGAGAACAUUCAAGAUAUUGAAAUUUCAGGGUUUGACUUUCACCAUGUUACACGAAACCAGUGUUAUGAUGAUAGAGAAGAUGUGACGACAAGGCUAAAAACAGCUAAAGGUGGUGGGGUUGGCGUGUACAAAAAGAACACAAACGAGAAAAUCUUGAUCAAUGCUUUGGAAUGCAAGAAUAUAGAGGGAUUAACUGUAGAAAUACAUGAGGAGGAUAUUGCAAUCAUUGUACUCUACCGGCCGAGUGUACUGCCUGUAAACAAUUUUCUUGACACCUUGCAAAAAGUUGUCAAUUUUUACAAGAAGCGCUAUAACAACUUGAUAAUUAUGGGUGACAUGAAUGAAGAUGCUAAAGAGAAAGGACCCAUACAGACCUUCCUAGAGUCAUUGGGAUUUAUGCAGAUGGUACAGUUUUACACAACAGAGGGUGGAACAAUAUUAGAUCAUGUAUAUGUAACUGAGUCUCUGAAAGCCUGUGUGCACAAAAAGUCAUUGUAUUUCAGUUAUCAUGAAGCUAUUGAAAUUCAUGUGAGAACUCAAUAA
Messenger RNA from Saccostrea cuccullata (small rock oyster), 7761 nucleotides. RefSeq lists its product as uncharacterized. The transcript is spliced from 3 exons. Gene Ontology annotation, molecular function: ATP hydrolysis activity; DNA helicase activity. Lineage: Eukaryota; Metazoa; Mollusca; Bivalvia; Ostreida; Ostreidae. Bases 1 to 7761 code for a protein of 2586 amino acids. The record is from RefSeq and is a predicted model, not a curated record. Gene Ontology annotation, biological process: telomere maintenance; DNA repair.